Molecule: messenger RNA, 895 nt
Organism: Mercenaria mercenaria
Lineage: Eukaryota; Metazoa; Mollusca; Bivalvia; Venerida; Veneridae
Product: heat shock protein beta-1-like
Exons: 2
Coding region: 90-647 (185 amino acids)
Biological process (GO): response to heat; protein refolding
Molecular function (GO): protein folding chaperone
Source: RefSeq, a predicted model, not a curated record
CGGAAAUUCCGAUAGCCUAUUUAUACGCUCGCGGGUCCACUCUAAAUACAAAAUAAAGGUUGGAGACAGAGAAAAAAAUAAAUUUAAAAAUGGCUUGGAAACUUGUACCAAUAUGGUCUGGUAAUUUUGAUUUCUUUGGCCGUCAGAGGGAUUUAUUCUCCGACUGGCUCGAGCACUUUGAUGAUGACUGGCGCGCAGUUACUUUUAAUGAUUCGCUACAGAGAUUCGACCGGGAACUGGAUAGAGUCCGGAGGGAGCUGUACAAAAUGGAUGCCAAGCCAUCUAUGCUGAAUGUUGAGCAACCCUUUAUAACAGAUCCUUCCGGCAACAGAAAACUUUCACUCCGUUUUGAUUGUAGUCAGUUCAAACCAGAGGAGAUUACGGUGAAAACCUUGGACAACAAGCUUAAUGUUCAUGCCAAGCACGUUGAGGAAGGGAAAGGGCGGAAGAGUUACCAGGAGUUUACCAGAGAAUACACACUUCCGGAAAAUGUGGAUCCAAAGCAGUUGAAGUCGCAUCUAUCUUCUGACGGUGUUCUGGAGAUCGAGGCUCCGGCGCCAAAAGCUGUUGAGGCUCCUAAAGAGGUUUUGAUUCCUAUCGAACAUCUUCAUAGCAAGGAGAGCUCUGACAAGGGAGAUAAAAAGUAAAUCAACAGUUGUCGUCAUUGUUCAUGUUGAGAAAAGACUUACUAUGUUGUAGGACAUUAAGAGAAUGUUUAAGUUUUGUUACUGAUUACCUUAGCUUACAAGAUUGUAACAUUUAAAGUCUAUCGAUGGUCUAUCGAUGAGAUUUGUAUCACCAAGGUGUUUUUUUAUUUCUUUUACCUGCUCUUUUUUGUCUAUUUUUCCAUUAAUUAGAAACAAGACACAUUCAAUAAAGUUGAUGUUCACAAAAA